Molecule: messenger RNA, 2224 nt
Organism: Erythranthe guttata (spotted monkey flower)
Lineage: Eukaryota; Viridiplantae; Streptophyta; Magnoliopsida; Lamiales; Phrymaceae
Cellular component (GO): cytoplasm
Molecular function (GO): deoxynucleoside kinase activity
Source: RefSeq, a predicted model, not a curated record
UGUUUCCCUAAAAAGAAAAAACCCUUGUUGGCACCGAAAACCCAACCCCAAACUCUGCUUCGUCUUCUUCAGCACCGCCCCCUUCUCGUUAUACUUACACACACACACACACGUAUAUAUAUAUAUAGAUACAAGAGUACAACCUCGUACGUACAAACUUUGCAUCCAUAAUUUGUGGGUGUGAGAUGCGCGAUAGCUAUGCAGAAGCUGCUGCGCAGGAGCCCCGCCGCCUCCGGCCCCCAUAUUCUAUCCGUUAAUACUUCGCUCUCGCCACCCCUCUCCACCUCCACCACUUUCUCUCUGGGUUUUUGCGGCGGAGGAGGAGCCUCCAAAUUUGUCAAAACGAUGUCUUCUUCUUCUUCCACCGCCGCGCUCCGACACCUCCAACCCUUCCACCGCCCGAGAAACCCUUUCUCCACGGCGGCCGCCGCUCAUAGCCUCCGCCUCGCGAAAAUGCCCUCCUCCGGUUUCCGUCCCUGCAGUUGCUCCGUCGAGAAAAUAAGCGGUAGUGUGCCGCCGUCGAGGGCUUGGGUAGUUUUCAAAGAGAGUAAUUACGGUAGUGUAGGAGCCCCUUACAGAGCUUGGUUUUGUACGCUUGCCGGUAAUUCGGAUAAGGUCUCCGGUGAAUUAUCAACUGAGAGUGAGGUAGUGGACGACGCCGAAAAUGCGAAAGCCAGGGUGCAGAGGAGGCAGAGGAGUGGCGGCGGCGGCGGUGGUGGUGGCCCUAUGGCGGCGGAGACCCCCGAUUUGUUGACAAUACCAGGAGUAGGGCCGAGGAAUUUGAGAAAGCUGGUGAAGAAAGGCUUUGAGGGUGUAGCUCAGCUCAAACAGCUCUAUAAAGAGAAGUUUUACGGGAAAUCGAGUGAGAAAAUGGUGGAGUUCUUGCAAAGCUCUGUGGGUAUAAUACACAAAAACCACGCCGAGAGUAUAACCAUGUUUAUCAAAGAGAGUGUCGAUGGAGAGCUGAAGGAGAAUGAUGUGAAGCCGGCUCAAAAGAAGCGAAUCACUCUAUGCGUCGAAGGAAAUAUCAGUGUUGGGAAGAGCACUUUUCUGCAGAGAAUAGCUAAUGAAACCCUCGAGCUUAGAGACCUUGUGGAGGUUGUUCCGGAACCUGUUGCCAAGUGGCAGAAUAUCGGUCCUGACCACUUUAACAUAUUAGACGCUUUUUACGCCGAGCCCGAGAGAUACGCUUACACCUUCCAAAACUACGUGUUUGUUACACGAGUUAUGCAGGAGAGGGAAUCUUCAGGUGGCAUCAAGCCUCUCCGAUUAAUGGAAAGAAGUGUUUUCAGUGAUAGAAUGGUGUUUGUGAGAGCUGUUCAUGAGGCGAAGUGGAUGAACGAAAUGGAGAUAAGCAUUUACGAUUCGUGGUUCGAUCCAGUUGUUUCGAGUUUGCCGGGACUUAUUCCGGAUGGUUUUAUCUACCUUAGAGCUAGCCCCGAUACUUGCCACAAGCGUAUGAUGCUGCGUAAGAGAUCCGAGGAAGGUGGUGUUUCUCUCGAUUACUUACGAGACUUGCAUGAAAAGCAUGAAAGCUGGCUUUUCCCAUUCCAAAGCGGGAAUCACGGAGUUUUGUCUGUGAGCAAAUUGCCGAGCGAUGUUGACUGGUCUUUGCAUCCUAAUAUACGGGAUCAAGUCUUUUAUUUAGAUGGUGAUCAUAUGCACUCGAGCAUCCAAAAGGUUCCUGCAUUGGUUCUUGACUGUGAGCCUGAUAUCGAUUUUACCAAAGACGUAGAAGCCAAGCGCGAGUAUGCACGUCAAGUUGCAGAGUUCUUUGCGUUUGUGAAGAACAAGAAAGAAGUUCCUUGCCCUAACAUUGGAGAAGAAGCUUCUAGAAAGAGCGACCAACGUCAGGUAUUGAUGCCCCAUAAUGGAAAUUUGUGGAUGCCCGGUACGCAGCCGUUCCCCGAUUCAGCACUUAAGUCGCUCGAUUUCAGACGGGCCAUGUCGGUAAUCUCUUAAUAUGUUUCUUUCGUCGUGUAAAAAGAUGUUUUGACUUUUUUCUUAUGAUUUCUAGGUAUGUAGUUGACUCAGUUGUGGGACUGUAUAUAUAGGUUGCUGUUUUAUUUUGUAGCAUUUGCGUUUUUGUUUUUGGGGAAAAUUUUGUGGAUUUUCUAAGGCAUGGUGAAAAAAGAACCCUAAAAAGACCAGGCAAAGUUCUGAAAAACUCUUGAUUUUUUUUUUUCUUGAAAUUUUAAUUUGACAAUUAUUUUCUUUAAGUGUA